Messenger RNA from Drosophila hydei, 954 nucleotides. RefSeq names its product vesicle transport through interaction with t-SNAREs homolog 1A (gene Vti1a). NCBI's taxonomy places the organism in Eukaryota, Metazoa, Arthropoda, Insecta, Diptera, Drosophilidae. The record is from RefSeq and is a predicted model, not a curated record. Gene Ontology annotation, cellular component: late endosome membrane; ER to Golgi transport vesicle membrane; Golgi apparatus. Gene Ontology annotation, biological process: Golgi to vacuole transport; macroautophagy; vesicle fusion with Golgi apparatus. Gene Ontology annotation, molecular function: SNAP receptor activity; SNARE binding. The transcript is spliced from 3 exons. Bases 107 to 799 code for a protein of 230 amino acids.
GAAUGGCAUUUAGUGACUGAAAUGAUAAACAAAACAGGAGUAGCAAAUUGUUAAGCAUAUUUUUGCAAAUCAACAAAAAAGUAAUUGUAAUUUAAAUAAAUAACAAAUGUCGCUUCUUGAGCAAUAUGAGCAGCAAUACGCAGCGCUAAUCGCUGAAAUAACUGCACACAUUGGUCGUUUACAACAGAAUGCAACCGAACGCAAUGAACUGUGCACCAAAAUCGAUGCCAGCCUGUCCGAAGCACAGGAGCUGCUCGAGCAAAUGGGCCUGGAGGUGCGCGAGCUGAAUCCAUUGCAGCGCAGCACCUUCAAUAGUAAAAUACAAGUCGCCCAGGCGGAGCUGAAGCGGUUGCAAGCGGAGUACAAACAAACCAAAGACAGAAUACGAUCGAAGACAAAUAAUUUCACAACACUUGAUUUGGCUGGCAGCGGUGACUACUACGAGGAUGUAGCCAUUACCAAUGAUCAACGUCAGCGAUUGCUGGAUAACUCCGAGCGCAUUGAACGCACCGGCAAUCGAUUAAACGAAGGCUAUCGCGUAGCUAUUGAAACGGAAGCGCUUGGCGCACAAGUUUUAAAUGAUUUACAUCAUCAGCGGGAGACAUUGCAGGGCGCACGCGCUCGUCUAAUGGAAACGAAUGCUGAUUUAGGACGUGCCUCCCGCACCCUUAAUUCCAUGAUGCUGCGCGCACUGCGCGAAAAGGUCGUCCUCUAUGGCGUUGGCGUUUGCUUCGUGGUUGCUGUUGGAGUGAGCCUCUAUUUAACAUUUGCACCGAGUUCCACAGCUGCCACAUCAUAGUUUCGUGACUAUAAAACACGUUAGCGCAUUCCUUGUUGAGUUAAUUGUUUAUUUAUUAUUAGUUUCAAUUGUGAGUUAGGUAUGUAUAUUGAGGAAAUUUUAAACAUUAAACUACAAAGCUUAAUUUACUAUGACUUAUGCACCUUAUCCGUACA